CUCGGCAGAGAGCAGCAGCAGCAGCAGAGCAGAAGGUCUCCUUUGCAAAGGGAGAGAGAGAGAGAGACUUUAUCAAAGACCUGGAGAACCGACCAGAUCAGCCAGGGGCGGGCGAGAAGGGACCGACCCGCGCUCUCUCACUUCUCCCUCGGAAAAGUCAGCACUGCCGGCGAGGGAGAGGAGCGAGGCAUCCAGUGUAGCCGGACAGCCGAGGCCCAGCCUGUCUCUGAGGGGCGCGUGGGCCCGGGAGCGGCCAGAAAUAUGGUAGCCUAGGCAGGACUCUGCGCCAGGCAGAGACACGGAGGGACUUCCUCGGAAGCCUCCCGAGCUUUGGAUGCUUGCAAGAGGCCUCCACCUCGGAGCAGGAAAGGGACCUCACUGGCUCGGGGGGAGAGAAGGGGGACCCCCACGCUGCUAUCUCUGCGCCGCCGCCGCCGAGCGAGCAGGAAAAGAGGAGGCCGAGGAAGAGGUCGCCGCUGCCCUGGACGCCGAGCCCAGCGGUGCCGCCGCCCUCGCAGCCCGGGAGCGGCUCCGCAGCCCUUACAGCCCGGCCGCGGCCGCCCGAAGGAGGAUGCAUUUCAGCGCCGUGACCCGGGACAUGGAAGCCAUCUCCAGCCCUUGGCUCACGCAGCUGUCCCAUUUUUGCGAUGUUGCAGCUUUCACCGCCAACAGCCUGAGCAGCCUCAACGCCUCGGCGGCGGCGGCGGCCGGCUAUCACCACCUCUCCCCUUCGCCGGGGGACCCCUACGGCCAGCAUGAGCCGGCGCACUACGAACCUUGCUCGGCUCAGCAGCAGCAGCAGCAGCACCCGCAGCCUCAGCCGCCGCCGCAACACCACCACGCCAGUCAGCAGCAGCAGCAGCAGCAGCUCGGCUAUGCCUUCCCAGGCGGCUCCGGUUCCAACCCUCCGCAGCCACCGGCUGGCCCUGACACCCCCGAAAGUGGUGGCGGAGGAGGCGGCGGCAGCGGAGGCGGAGGGGGAUCGGCUCCGUCUUCGGCCAAGGCGCCCGUCAAGAAGAACCCCAAAGUGGCCAACGUCAACGUCCAGCUGGAGAUGAAGGCGCUCUGGGACGAGUUUAACCAGUUGGGAACCGAGAUGAUCGUCACCAAGGCCGGCAGGAGAAUGUUCCCCACUUUCCAGGUGAAGAUCUUCGGGAUGGACCCAAUGGCUGACUACAUGCUCUUAAUGGACUUUGUACCCGUGGACGACAAACGAUACCGAUAUGCCUUUCACAGCUCCUCUUGGCUGGUGGCCGGCAAAGCAGACCCUGCAACACCAGGGAGAGUUCAUUACCAUCCAGAUUCCCCUGCUAGGGGAGCCCAGUGGAUGAAACAGAUUGUCUCCUUUGAUAAACUCAAGUUGACUAACAAUUUAUUGGAUGACAAUGGACAUAUCAUUUUGAACUCCAUGCACAGAUACCAGCCUCGUUUCCACGUGGUCUACGUGGAUCCUAGAAAAGACAGUGAGAAAUAUGCAGAAGAGAACUACAAAACCUUUGUCUUCGAGGAGACCCGCUUCACUGCAGUGACUGCCUACCAGAACCAUCGGAUAACCCAGCUGAAGAUUGCCAGCAACCCUUUUGCUAAAGGAUUCCGAGACUGUGACCCAGAAGAUUGGCCCAGGAACCACCGGCCUGGAGCCUUGCCUCUCAUGAGUGCUUUUGCCAGAUCCAGAAAUCCAGUAUCUUCCCCAGUGCACCAGAACGGGACGGAGAAAGAUACCAUGGAGGGUCGGCGGGAAUACGAGAGGGAAGCAGGCAGCGGGACACCUCUCCAUGCAGAUCCCGCGCACCAGCAGCUUAUGUCUCGAGUACUAAGCCCAGCACUCCCUGUGCCCGGCGGAGGGGGCCUGGUUCCUCUCACCAGCCCAGCAGGAAGCCGGCCCAGCCCCCCACAUCACGAACUGCGGCUGGAGCCCCCUGCUUCGGAGCCCCUCCAUCACCAUCCCUACAAGCAUCCGGUCUCGGCCUAUGACCAUUACCUGGGAGCAAAAAGCAGACCAGCACCCUACCCUUUGCCCAGCAUCCGGGGACACACUUACCAUCACCACCACCAUCAUCACAUGAAUCCGGCAGCGGCAGCUGCAGCGGCAGCAGCAGCUGCAGCCGCCAACAUGUACUCCACUGCAGGAGCUCCUACCAGCUAUGACUAUGGACCAAGAUAACCUUCCCGACACAAGGUCCUCUAGUGACAUGAUUGGCUUUCUGCAUGGUUUGAACGGCUCGGUAGCGUACGUUUUUGGAGAGCACUAUCUUGUUGAAAGAACUCGUGUCCCCCUCAAAAAAAAGCCCUUCCCUGUUUCUGUGAGGGGGGGUUUCUUUUGUCUCUUGCACAUGCUUUCUACUCCUUUACGCUUCCCCUCCUUGCGCAAUCAGAUUCAUCAUUCAAGACUUGCUUUCCUUCCUUAUCCCAGAGAAGGAAAUGAGCAGCCUGCUUUAUUUGGCAGACCAAGCCUGGAUGCAGGCGGUGGUGGGGAGUGACUUCCCUGGGAGCAUUUUGCACCGCCUGUCACCCUCUUUGGAGGUCAUCCCCACCCCUCCCCGCAGACACAGUGAUUGGCAGCUGUACUCCCCUCCCUUUGUUUUAUAAAUGAAGCCAUAUGUUGUUUUACCCCCUUGCUGCCGUCGCCAUAAUAACCUUUUAGCGUUCAUGUGGCUCUAUACCCGUUCACUGGGCUUGUAGGAUGCUACUUCCAGCACUACCGUGACAUAGGUAGGUCAGACGAUCCUGUCGAUGGGGCUGUGGACCGAAAGCGCAAGAAUCAAAGCGGUCAGGUGUUGUUUUUGCCGAAAAACCCAGUGGGACGUAGAUGGCGAGCUGUGUCCCUGAGCUGAUGGGGUCGAUCUGCCUUCCCCAAGUCGAUGCUCCCCCCAGAAGAUUUGGGCUAUGACUCCCAUCAGCCCCAGGCAGCAUGGCCCCAGAGGUCAGGGACGAUGGGAGCUGUAGUCCAACGGCAUCUGGAGGAUGCCAGGUUGAGAAAGCAGGUGUAGAUCCAGUAGUCAGUGUAACAGUGUGGAUCACUAUUCAGUGGGAGAGCAAAUGUUUUGCAUGGGGAAGACCCCCAGGUUGCAUCUCCGGUUCAGUGGAGCAGAUGGCAGAUGAUGGGAAAGGCCUGUGCCUCUGAGACCCUGGACAGUUGCUGCCAGUCAGAGUCGAUGAUACUGGGCUAGACAGGCGAAUAGUCUGACCUGGUAUAAGGCAGUUUCCUUUGUCCCUUUCUAGCAGAGGCAGAGUGCUGCUGUGCAACAGACAUGCAUGACCUACAGGUGCACCGAACCUCAACAGUGGACCUUGCAUGGCCAGACCUUGUCAUUUGCAUGGCAGGCUGGUGCCCUUGCCAAAGUGCUCAUUCCCCAACACCAAUCGUGGCCUCGGUCUGCCAUCCACCACACAGUCCCCUCAUGUUCAGAGGUACAAAUUUGUGUCUCGGCCCGUUCAGCUUAGUCCCCAAACCAUACAGGCUGUCCUAGAAGCACUGCCGGUAUCAUCACCAGCAGUACUGUCCUAUCCAGUGGCAGCUAGUGGCUCCGUGUCAGCCGGCCAGUGGAAUCCAUUCUGGGUUUUAGUCUGAAGUGCCAAGGAGCUGUCCAGGGUGCUUCACCACGGAUUCCAUCAAAAAUGCUUUCCUACUCAACCACACAGUAUUUCCGCUGAAUGCAAAAGUGGGUGUGUUAUAGAAGGCCCGUCAGAACGGUUGCACAUCUACCCAAAAUGUGCUAUGUCGAGAGAGGCUUUCAGAACGUCAAGUAGUUUUGAAUGAGAUAUACAAUUAUAUGGUUUUGUCCUCGGUCUCUGAUGAGUUCCAUAAGGGCAAUACUGAAAGUAAGAAGGAGGAAACUGUCAGCUAGGGCCACCCCCACAGCCUGGCUGUAUGUAAGAAGGCAGGCAGAUGGGAGCUGGCUGAGGAAGGAGACUGAGUUCGGUGGGGCACUGUCCAAAUUGCCCUAAUGCACCAACCUUCGCUGUCUCCAUCGAUCUAUCUAUCGAUGGAUAGCUAGAUAAGACAGAGUUCAAGCAAUAUAAAAUCUUCACUUGCCUAAGAGAAAAUAAUUAGACCAGCUUCAUGAACUGAACAGAAUUUCAAGGAAGUAAAUUCCACUUAUAUCAAUAAUAUAAAUAUUUGGAUGUGGGGGUCCAGAGGGAUGUCAACCUGCAGUGUGCCUUAUUUUAUAGAAAGGAUGGCUACAAAUAACUUGAUGAUAGGCAGCACUUCCCAGGGAUACUUCUUUUGCACCAGGAGGCUUUUGUUGGAAGCAAAUCAGGCUCACCUACCACUUUCGAACAACCACUUGUUUCUUUGCAAGAGAAAGAAAACAUGGCUUGAUUCACACAUUUAUUUGGGGCAAACCCAACUUUGGCCCUGAGUGUAUGCGCAAGGGAGAGUUGCAGCCAAUCGGAGUUCCCCGAUGAGUGUCCCUAUAUGAUACACAUGUUUGUUGCAUUCGCUCAUUGUAUUAUUAGGUGUACGCUUUAAACAUGCCAUAAGAUUUGGUGAUGGCUGCUCUGGUUUAGAUGGCUUUUAAAGGAGACGAGAGAAAUUUGUUGCAGGAAAGUCUACCAAUAACUCUUGCCAGCAGUUAAAUAGAACUUCCAUGGCCAGAGGCAGUGUGUAUAUUCCAGUAGUUAGGGGAAGGGGGGGAAUGGUGUGAAUGCCAUUUCCUUAAUGCCUUGAUUAUGGGCUUCCCAGAAGCUUCUGGCUGGCCACCAUGAGAAACAGCAUGCUGGACUGUCAGUCAGACCACGGCUCCAUCUAGUUCAGUCUUGUCGACACUGACUGGCAGCAGUUGUCCAGGAUUUCAGGCAGGAGUCCUCCCCAGCCCUACCUGGAGAUGCCAGGGAUUGAACGUGGGCCUUUCUGCGUGCAAAGCAGGACCUCUAGCGCUGAGAUAUAGCCCUUCUCCAUUGCGACCCAAAUCUAGCCUAAAAGUACCCAGGCUUUGGGCGCGACUUCCCCCUUCAUGCCUCUUCACUCCAAAUUUGACAGGAUCUCCUUCAUCUCCUGCCCCCCGCCUUCCGUGGGACAUAUAGCAUUACUACUGCAGGGUAAUGUCUAUUGCAUGUUCAGCAGCAACUUCUCUGCUUCCCAAAGGGUUUGGGAGCAUUCAGGAGAAGUGUAGUCAAAGCGUAGUUAUUUUUUAUUUUACUGUUGCAAAAAAAUCUGGGUCAGUUGCAGCUUGUUGUGCAAGAAGGAUCCUUUUAUUUAGAAAAAGAUAUUUGCAGUAGAACUGUGCAGUCUUUCAAGGGUCGGACUAAACCAUAUUGUCAAACACUGCCUUAAAGAACAUGUCUGGCACAAUACUGCAGUCUUCCCCAACGUGGUGUCUGCCAGCUGUUUGGGGCUAUCAUUCCUAUCAGCCCUGUGCUGACCAGGGCUGAUGGGAAUUAAAGUCCAAAACAGCUGCGUUGGCUGAGCCUGAUGGGAGCUGUAGUCCAAACAGCUAUGCUAGCUGGGCCUGAUGGGAGUUGUAGUCCAAAACAGCUGGAGGGCACCAGGUUGGCAAAGGCUGCAAUAUUGCUUCAUGUGCAUCGUUAGCCCAGCUUGGAGAAAAUGCUCUUUCUGUGUGCACUUGUGCUUCUGCCGCUGAUAUUUCUGAAUUCUCGGAAGGAUUUUCUUCCCCAUUACAUGGAUUCGUGCCAAAGCUUUGGGUCAAGCCUUUCACAACGUUGGUAUAUUUAUUAUUAUUAUUAUUAUUAAUUAUUAUUAUUUUCUUCCUUUCAGCGAUUAUGCAAUUUGUGCUGUGUGUGUGUGUGUGUUUUCCUCUUGAUUGUUGCAGUGUAAAGAGAAGAAGAAGAAAUUCAACUCAACCAAAGAGAC
This is a messenger RNA of Rhineura floridana, 5815 nucleotides long. RefSeq names its product T-box transcription factor 1 (gene TBX1). Gene Ontology annotation, cellular component: nucleus. The record is from RefSeq and is a predicted model, not a curated record. Gene Ontology annotation, biological process: cell fate specification; positive regulation of DNA-templated transcription; regulation of transcription by RNA polymerase II. Gene Ontology annotation, molecular function: RNA polymerase II cis-regulatory region sequence-specific DNA binding; DNA-binding transcription factor activity, RNA polymerase II-specific. The coding region runs from base 335 to 2164 and encodes 609 amino acids. The transcript has 9 exons. Lineage: Eukaryota; Metazoa; Chordata; Lepidosauria; Squamata; Rhineuridae.